UCUCAGCAGCAGGUCACUGGAAGCAGCCAAACUGUCAGUGACUGCUGCAAACACAUGCCUGCUCUCAGCCCUCAGCUCUCCGCUUUUUUAAAGUUCUUGCCAAGGAAGGAGGAGGAUGGAAAGUGUAGCUGGAGAGAAAAGACAGAAAGCAGAGAGAAAGCAGGGAAACUGAGAGACUGGGACAACCUGACAGCUCAAAUUUGGCUUGGCUCACUCCGUGUGGCUGGAGGAUACCUACAAGUGGUCCCUCACAUACUUUGGAUCAAUCUGGACAUUGUGCAUUUUUCAAACAGUUUAAUUUCCUCUCUCUGUCUUUGCUUCCGCUAUGAGAAGGGACCGUUUCCUCCUGGCUGCAGCCCUUGCAGCCCUCUUCUCUGCAGAUUUCUACUUUAUCCUCCUGCCAAAGCUGCAGAGCAGGAGGCAUACAGCGGGAGACGUUUGCUCAUGUAGCAACCUCAGCCUACCCUCGUUGGAGACGCUUGUCAGACCGCAGCUCUCCAACUGGACUCGUGCACCUUUUCCAAGUCGGGAAACUAGUCCUGAUUUUGAUGAUGGAGGCUCCAAGCUGAAGAGGCUGUUCUCCCAACCUUUGUACAACAUCCAGACUCCGGAACUGAAGCAGGAAGAGAAACUGCUGCAACUGGAACAGCUGAUAGAGUACUACAGGAGGAAGGUGUCACACUGGGAAAGGCAUAAGAAACUCUACGACGAGGCAGCUUCUUUUACCAACGUUUCUUUAAAGGAGCCAAAGAUGACUUAUGAUCCUGAUGCCAGCUGGCUGAAAUUCCACCUCGGAAUAAACCGCUAUGCUCUGUACUCCCGGGACGACCCCACCAUCCUCCAGCUUCUUUGGGAUAUGGAGAACAUGACAAUUGUUAGCGCAGAUUACACCCAGGAUGAGAAAGCUCUGAAAGGAGCGUGUGAUUGCACUCAAGUUGUGAAACCAAGCGGGCAUCACCUGAAGCUGGCUUUGAAGAUGCAUAACUUUGGCAAAGCGAUGUUUAAACCAAUGAGGCAGCAGAGAGAUGAGGAAACACCAGAGGACUUCUUCUACUUUGUUGACUUCCAGAGACACAAUGCAGAGAUAGCUGCAUUUCACCUAGACAUGAUCCUGGAUUUCCGGAGGGUUCCACCGGUGGUUGGCAGACGAGUGAACUUAACUCGAGAAGUCUUCCAAGUAGCGCACAAUGAAGACCUGCGAGCCGUUUUCUUCACCUCACCAGCCAACAACACAUGUUUCUUCGCCAAGUGCCUGUACAUGUGUAAGACAGAAUACGCUGUGUGUGGGAGCCCAGAGCUGCUGGAAGGGUCGCUAUCUGCCUACCUGCCUGGCCUCACCGUCGCUCCUCGCCUCUCCAUCCCAAACCCCUGGAAACGCUCCUACACCUUCGCCGAGCGAGAGGAGUGGGAAGUAAAUCCUUUUUUCUGUGACUCAAUCAAGCAAGCAUAUCCUUAUAAUUCUGGAAACAGGCUGCUCAACAUCAUAGACAUGGCCAUCUUUGACUUUCUAAUAGGAAACAUGGACAGACAUCAUUAUGAGAUUUUUACCAAAUUUGGAGAUGAAGGACUGCUUCUCCACUUGGACAACGCCAGAGGGUUUGGGAAGCAUUCCCAUGAUGAGAUGUCCAUCUUGGCUCCAUUGUCUCAGUGUUGCAUGAUUAAGCACUCUACGCUGCUGAGACUCCAACUCCUGGCCCGAUCAGACUUCAGGCUAAGCGACGUGAUGAGAGAGUCCCUCGAGAAGGACCCUUUAAGGCCGGUCCUGACAGAGCCCCAUCUCUUAGCGCUGGACCGGAGGUUACAAAAGAUCCUAAGAGUUGUUCAGCGCUGCGUCAGGAGGCUCGGCAAAGAUGAGGUGGUCACUAGAGACUUUAUUAAACCCACAGCGACUCCUCAGACGGCCACAGCGACGAAAAGGAGCAGGUAGCUGAGGACUAAGCUCUUUUUGUUAAACACAAGCUGCUUUGGAGACUUUCUGAUGACAUGCAGUCACCUUGUGCAUCGAGAAGAAUCAGGUUGAAGCAAAAAUGACCACCAUGUAAGGAGAUCUUCAUUGAAAACAUCUUAAGAACAUGUUGGAGAAAGAAGGAACCACUACAGGAAGUACAAUAACUUCAUACCAAAGUCUUCACUUUAUUAUGAUUUAAAUCAAGCUCUACAAAACAACAAACUAAAACCACUGUCAUACAAACCAUCAGAAGCUAUAGAGGUACAUCAGCUCCACAUGUAUUGGCACCUCUGGUAAAGAUGAAAAAAACCCAUAAAAUAAAUCUGUUUUUGUUCUCGCUGUAACCUAGUUAACAUUGACGAUCUCUACAAAUCCAGAACUUAAUGUGACUCCAUUUAAUCUUUAAGUGUAAAAAAACAUCCUAUGUUGACAAAUUGUUGCUUUUGUAUUUCUCUUCCAACCGUCCUGGGAAGUUUGUUACAAUGUGUGGCAUCAAAUACUAGGUCAUUUUUAAGAAAAAAAAUGGAAAGCCUUUGUCAGAAAAAUAGAAUACU
Messenger RNA from Fundulus heteroclitus (mummichog), 2502 nucleotides. RefSeq names its product FAM20A golgi associated secretory pathway pseudokinase (gene fam20a). Lineage: Eukaryota; Metazoa; Chordata; Actinopteri; Cyprinodontiformes; Fundulidae. The record is from RefSeq and is a predicted model, not a curated record. The coding region runs from base 326 to 1927 and encodes 533 amino acids. Gene Ontology annotation, molecular function: protein serine/threonine kinase activator activity. The transcript has 11 exons. Gene Ontology annotation, cellular component: Golgi apparatus.